This is a messenger RNA of Laetiporus sulphureus 93-53, 597 nucleotides long. RefSeq lists its product as uncharacterized. The transcript has 2 exons. Bases 1 to 597 code for a protein of 198 amino acids. NCBI's taxonomy places the organism in Eukaryota, Fungi, Basidiomycota, Agaricomycetes, Polyporales, Laetiporaceae. The record is from RefSeq and is a predicted model, not a curated record.
AUGCUCAGCCCAUUCCCACACUUCUCAUCUCCUCCCCACUUCGAUCUUGACCAUCCUUGGGCAGUCAUAACCACGUCGGCCCCCCCUCUCCUUCUGUCUUGGCUUGAUCUCCUCGUCACCGUGCUGAUCAUUUCGAUGAACGUGCCAGAAUUCCCCCAAAUUGAGUACCCUACUCAAAACAUCCUGUUCCUUCCACGCCUGUUUGAGGGGCUCUUGGACACCAUUCUCUGCCUUGAGGGCAAGGAGCCACUCUGGUGUUACUAUCUUGUCUCCACCGACAACUUCAUUUGCGACGGCGCUCCCUCACCGACCAGCUCCGGCGAAGAAUGGGGUGCAUUUUUUGCCAAUCUGAAAGAUCAGUCAAUCAUGUCAGCUCACACUAUGGGCCUCUGCAGCCACUUCGUUACUACUGCGGUGCAAACGGUCCUCGACCGAUACACUUUGUUCGCCAAGCUCGACUGGCUACCGUGGUUGUCUUUCAUGAACAUCGAUCGGAUCGCCCUACUAAAGUGCUUGUCUCUUGUGAGCGAGCCUGUAUGGACCCUGGCGGCUGCCAAGUUGGCUUUCAAUGAGCUAUAUAUCAAAGCUUUAGAGUGA